This is a messenger RNA of Eucalyptus grandis, 833 nucleotides long. RefSeq names its product ATP-dependent DNA helicase 2 subunit KU80-like. Gene Ontology annotation, cellular component: Ku70:Ku80 complex. NCBI's taxonomy places the organism in Eukaryota, Viridiplantae, Streptophyta, Magnoliopsida, Myrtales, Myrtaceae. The transcript has 5 exons. The record is from RefSeq and is a predicted model, not a curated record. Gene Ontology annotation, molecular function: double-stranded DNA binding; telomeric repeat DNA binding. Gene Ontology annotation, biological process: telomere maintenance; cellular response to gamma radiation; double-strand break repair via nonhomologous end joining. Bases 69 to 833 code for a protein of 254 amino acids.
UUUACAGCAAGUAUGAUGAAGCUGGGGUUGUCCUGUUUGGAACUGAAGAGACUGAAAAUGAGUUGACAAUGGAAGUGGGUGGCUAUGAACAUGUCGCCGUUCUACAAAAUAUUAAAGUUGUUGAUGGAGAUCAUGUUGAAACUUUGAGGCAAAUUCCUCGAGGGACUGUACCUGGUGAUUUUCUUGAUGCAAUUGUGGUUGGGAUGGAUAUGCUGAUAAAGAAAUAUAGUUCGACAAACAAGGGGAAGAAACGACUGUGUCUAAUGACUAACGGUUUAUCUCCAAUCAAGGAUCCAUACGAGGGAAGUAAAGAAGACCAGGUCAAUGCCAUUGCCGAGCAAAUGACUUCACAUGGCAUGAAAUUGGAAUGCGUAGUUGUGAGGGAAAGUGUAGUCCGUGGUGAAAAUGUAUCUGUGAUGGAGGAAAAUGAUCGGAUAUUGAAUCUGUUUCCACAGAAAUCCUGCGCAAAGACCAUCUUUGUUGAGAGCUCGACCUCUUUACUAGGUGCACUUAAAACUCGAAAUAUAUCCCCUGUUACAAUAUUUAGAGGGGAUCUUGAAAUCAGCCCCAAACUCAAUAUAAAGGUGAGUUUUAUGAUCUUUAUGGAAAAAGAACCAAAGCAGUUCAAUGAUUUCUUGCACCAGCUCUGCAAAUUCUGCCUGCAAAACGAUCUUCGGAGUUUCUGCGAUUUCCUUGCCACCAAAGGGAUCACGUUGAUCUCCAAGACCGAAGCCGCAGACAGGCUCAUAAAUCGUUCUUUCUACACGAGCAGCGACGUCACAGAGGAAGAGGCUAGAAGCUUUUUGGUGAGAAGCGAGCCGAAGCCAGAAUGA